Molecule: messenger RNA, 2433 nt
Organism: Betta splendens (Siamese fighting fish)
Lineage: Eukaryota; Metazoa; Chordata; Actinopteri; Anabantiformes; Osphronemidae
Gene: cebpa
Product: CCAAT enhancer binding protein alpha
Exons: 1
Coding region: 203-1087 (294 amino acids)
Biological process (GO): DNA-templated transcription; regulation of transcription by RNA polymerase II; myeloid cell differentiation
Molecular function (GO): RNA polymerase II cis-regulatory region sequence-specific DNA binding; DNA-binding transcription factor activity, RNA polymerase II-specific
Source: RefSeq, a predicted model, not a curated record
UUGACAGUUGAGAGUUUACUGAGCGGGAGCACUCUCUGCUGCGUAAAAGCGCGUCUCUCCGCUCUGCCCGUUCCUUCCCACCGUCCUCCGUGCGCCGUCCUGUGCGUGUCCCCUCCCUCCUCGGGACCAGACAAACUUUCUGGCGUUCUGCAAACUGGAUUCCCGGAGCUCCUCGCCAUGCUUGCCCGGGUUUAGAUUCUCCAUGGAGCUUUCAAACCUGUACGAGGUCGCGCCCCGACCCCCGAUGAGCAGCCUGAACCACGGUCAGCAGCCCCACAACGGCUACAGAGACCCGGCAGAUCUCGGCGGUGACAUCGGUGACAGCGAGACGUCCAUCGACCUGAGCGCCUACAUCGACCCGUCGGCUUUCAACGACGACUUCUUGGCCGACCUGUUCCACCACAGCUCCCGGCAGGACAAGCUCAAGAUAAUGAACGGGGAGUACGACUCGGUGCCGUGCGUCCCGGGCCCCCAGCAGCUCUACGUGUCCAACUACAUGGACUCGAAGCUGGAGCCGCUCUACGAGCACAACCCGCAGCGCAUCCGACCCGUGGCCAUCAAGCAGGAGCCCCGCGACGACGAGGACCUGAAUUCGGGCGUGCCGCCCACCUACCACCACCCACACCCGCAUUCCCAGCAGUACUCUCAGCAUUCCCAGCAGCCGCAGCAGCAGAUGCCGCACCUCCAGUACCAGAUUGCGCAUUGCGCGCAGACCACCAUGCACCUCCAACCGGGACACCCCACUCCUCCGCCGACCCCGGUGCCCAGCCCGCAUCAGCACCAGCACUCGCAGCAGGGCGGCCCGAAGCUGCUGGACCACCAGCGGGGAGGCGGGAAGUCCAAGAAGUACGUCGACAAGAGCAGCCCCGAGUACCGGCUGAGGCGCGAGCGCAACAACGUGGCCGUGCGUAAGAGCAGGGACAAGGCCAAGAUGCGCAACAUGGAGACCCAGCACAAGGUGGUUGAGCUGACGGCCGACAACGACAGACUGAGGCGGAGGGUGGAGCACCUGACCCGGGAGCUGGACACGUUACGGGGCAUCUUCAGACAGCUGCCCGACGGCUCCUUCAAACCCAUGGGCAGCUGAGAGACUACUGAACUGGACCGGAACCAGCCCGGAGGUGGACUGGUGAACUGCUGGAUUAAUACACACAAAUGGUUCUACGUGUCGUCAUGUGUAGGGACGGACUGAGGAGACUGAGCCAGUUGAUGCUGUUCACUGCUACAAUAUCUGUCUGAGCAUCGCGUUGUGUCACUGAGGCUUAAAAGUCUCCUCAGUCUCAGCGCAGGUGAAACGCGGAGCCAGGAAGCUCACAAAAAGGACCCAAACGGACCGAGCCCAGCUGAAACCACCUGAUGACUUUUACUGACUCAGUCAAACGCCAUGGAUGCUCAGACUGUAUUUUGUGCCUUUAUCAGCUGGUUGAAGACUGGUUGUUUGUGCCUUGUUCUCUAGACAGACUGUGCCAUGACGCACUCAUCUCACAUAUCAGAGCAGCUAAGGUAGGACACGGUGCUGAUCCCAGACCAGCCUGCUGUGCGCCUUUGUCUAAUUAUUGUUUGUUUUAUACUAGUUACCAUCUUCGUCAUCAUAUCCUGUCCUGAUGCGUUCAAGUGUUUAUAGAUGUGUGAAAGGCAACGUGCAACUGCUUGUGUAUAAGCUCAGCUUCAUGUGCACGACGUGUAUUUUCUUCCUGCAGAAACAAGUAAUGAACCAUUUCUGCUCGUUUUCACUUGUGUUCCUUCGCAUUAACGAAGUGCAAGAGCUGAGAGACGGUACAGGAAAAGCUGUUGCCAGGUUUUACUGAACACUGGGGGUUGUUUUCAGCAUUGUACACAAAUCAUCUCAAAUAUCUGUCUUCCCGCUCAAAGUCAAGACGCCGUUUCUCUCUUAGUUCCCUGUUUCAUGCCAAAGCGACCAAUACACAGUACAGUAACUAAGACUAAAAUCAAACCUGUGGUACCUGCUCCUUCAGCUCACCGUCCAGAACCUCCAAACCUGCUACAACGACCUGCUGCAGGUCUGGACGUGUCUGGUCCAAGAGGAGGUGACAGUGGGAGCUGAUUUCUCAUGUGCACUAUUCGCCCUGGAACGAAGCACGGUGUCGUCUGACACACAUGCAGGUACUGAGACAAACAGACUCGUAUUUAUGUGCUGUUUUUCGGAGAAAGACAAACUAAAUGUGAAAAGGGUUUCUAUGCAAAGUGUCCUCUUCCUUUAUUCUACUGCCAGAUCGUCACAGACUCACACUCAGUGCCUUCUGAGCCUCUGACAUGACCUUUGACCUCUGGCUCAUCAAAGAUUUGUAAAGAUGAUCUUGGUUUGUUGAAACUGAUGUUUGUCAAUGUCUCAAUUGUAAAAUAAGCCUCUUCACAAAUAUAUAAAUAUAAAAAAAUCUGAAUUACUAUAAUAAAAGAGUUUGUUUUAUCUCA